Messenger RNA from Ananas comosus (pineapple), 597 nucleotides. RefSeq names its product protein MAIN-LIKE 1-like. The transcript is spliced from 4 exons. NCBI's taxonomy places the organism in Eukaryota, Viridiplantae, Streptophyta, Magnoliopsida, Poales, Bromeliaceae. The record is from RefSeq and is a predicted model, not a curated record. Gene Ontology annotation, biological process: meristem maintenance; meristem development. Bases 1 to 597 code for a protein of 198 amino acids.
AUGACGAUUACACUUCAAGAUGUGGCGGUUAUUUCAGGUCUUCGUGUCGAUGGAGCGCCUGUCACGGGGACUACACAGCAUCCGUGGAUAGAGAUUUGUCAGGAGCUUUUAGGGGUUGUGCCGGAUGGCAUCCGAGCUGGUCAGAUUCGAUUAGAUUGGAUAUACCAGCACUUCCACCAUUUACAUUUGGAUGCCCCGGCUGGAUUAGUUGCAGCCACAGCCCGUGCAUAUAUGUUAUAUCAGAUUGGCUGUAGUCUGUUUCCAAACCCCUCCGGAUAUAGAGUUCAUCUUAAGUGGCUGCCACUUUUGGCGGAUUUUGAUGCAUGUGGUGGUUUAGCUUGGGGUGCUGCAGCAUUGGCCUACCUUUAUCGCGCAUUGGGAACGGCUUCAUUAAAGGAUAAGAUUUGGGCGUGGGACCAUCUUCAUGUCGGCCCACCUACUAGCGUUGGAGCUAUUGCCGACAUGGCUGAUUGCCCUUUGGGUUGUCGGUGGACGAGCGCCGGCGGUUUACGUUUUGGGGCAAAUGUUAGGACGACCGAUAUUGAGUUCUAUAGACAUGAGCUAGAUCAGCAGCGAGAGUCCCAGAUGCUGUUAUAG